CUAUCCAAUUUCUUUAGUCUAAAACUCUUCAAAUCGACUAAUCUAAUAAUCCCCUUUUCGCCAAGCUCCAAAAAAAUGGCAAAAACCCUAGUAAUCUUCACCAUUGUUCUUCUCCUGUUCGCCAUUUCUGUAUCUUCUUCAAACCCGGAUCCGAAUCUGAACCCGAAUUCGGAUCCGGCACCAUCGGAGGCACACAAGGUGCUAAUCAGAUUCGGGUUUCCCAUAGGGUUGCUUCCCAGGAACGUUAAUGGGUAUUCUCUGAACUCCAGUUCCGGCGAGUUCCUGGUUUCUCUGGGUGAAAAGUGUAAAAUUACUCUUCCUCCAGACAAUUACCUUGCGACUUAUUCGAAGAAAAUUAGGGGGAAAAUUGUUGAGAAUCGUAUUGCGGAGCUUGAUGGGAUUAGUGUAAGGGCUUUUUUUAAGUGGUGGGGUAUUACGGGUAUCAGAUCUAGUGGUGAGAAUUUGGUUUUUGAAGUUGGAAUGGUUACUGCUAAAUACCCUUCUAUGAAUUUCAAUGAAAGCCCUUAUUGUGAAGGGAAAAAGCAUUCCUCUUCCUGAGAACUCUUCAUAUUUAUUGAAGAAAGGAUCGAAAACAAACUAUUUGAUGAUUGUGCUACAUCUAAGGAAAAAAGUGAAAAAAUUAGUGAGUUAAGCAGUAGCAUCUAGCAGCAGUCUGGUAAAUGCUUAUUAGAAGUCCGUCUUCUGGAAAUAUUUUGUGGUGUUGAGUGGUCUUGUUGGUUGACCAUUCUUCUAAGGAUGGUGAUUUUUAGUUGCUCAUCAUCACAUUAAUGUCCUCACUGUAUUUCCCUAUUCAAAGCAGUGACUUAAGUAAAUUUUCUGCAACAUUUUUUUUCUAUUAUAUUCUUGGUCGACUGUACAUCAUGUACUAAUAUCGAAAUGACUCAUAACUCACUUAUCAUUGUAUUCUUUGUAUCCCAAAAUAGUUUUACCUGAAUCUGACACACCAAUGAUUGAAAUGAUAUCUGGUAAUGCUAGUCCAUCAAUGAGCUUCCUAACUAGUUCCACCUCCUCGUGAAAACCUAAUAUUAUUUGACCAGUUAUUGAUGAUGAGUGAUGUUUGAUUUGUUGGAAGAGUUAUACAAGAAUGAGACCCUAUUCUCAAGAUUUUCUCAUGUAAAUUGGACUUCUUUUGAUAAGUUUGAUCCUUUUUGUAGCAUUGGAAAGUGAGUAAAUAAAAUGCAAGAGACCAUUAUCUUUAACAAGAAUUGAACUAAUGAUAUUUUUGCCUCAUAUGCCACAUCUAAAGCAUGUGUCCGAAGAUCUCUAUAUAAUUCUUGCUCAACGUUGUUGAACAAAGAUCUUAUGAAUUCUAGGUCUUCUUUCACCAGGCCAAUAUCUUCUUUUAUAAAAGCAAUUGAAUAAGCUUGAAAUUUAGCAAAAUAUAUUUUGAUAGAGUACCUAUUCGUUAUUUUGAUAUUGUUUAAUAUAUUGGCAAGUGUUGGAGCACUUAUUAAUGAGGUAUCAGUUCUUGUACAUGACUUGAAAAGAAAUCAAGGAAUGAAGAGAGUACCAAUAAUAUUUUUUUUGCAACUCUUGACUUGUUGGAAAACAUGGAAAUCCUAAAGGGAGAUUGUUCAUUUGGAAGCCUUGGACUUAUCUCAACUCCCACUUCUCAAUGAGUGAUAGACCACUCUUUUAUGAAUCUUCUACUCAAAAACUUAAAAAAAUUGCUUAAUUUCGAAGCUCAGUCAAUUGCUUUAAUAAAGGAAGAAAUUAGACCGGUGAAAGACGACUUAGAAUUCAUAAGAUCUAUAUUCGGCAAUGUUGAGCAAGAAUUGUAUAAAGAUAUUUGCACACGUGUUUUACAAUGUGACAUAUGAGACAAAGAUGUCAUUAGUUCAAAUUUUGUUAGUGAUACUAGUCUCUUGUAUUUUAUAAACUCACUUCAGUGCUUUAGAAAAGAUUUAUCAAAGAAGAGGUCUUCAAUUUACUUAAGAAAUUCCCAGGAAUAGGGACUCAUCUUUGUGAACUCUUCCAACAAACGUGUUAAGCUCAAAUAAAGCAUGAGCUUUAAUGGAAAAAAGCGCAAAGGGUGAAAAAAAAUACACACACACAUAUAUAUAUACAUAUUUGUCCAAGCCUAAUAAUUAUAAGCAUGAAUUGCAAAUAUAUGAACAAAGAAAUUGAGAAAAAUUAACGAAUAAGGGAAAUAUCAAUUGUUUAAUGUUGCCUCUUUAAAAGAGGAUUAUUGGCAAGAAAAAGUAUACCUUAGAACCUUGAUGACGACACUAAAAUGCACAUUAGGUAAUGUUGCCUCUUUAAAAGAGGAUAAUUGGCAAGAAAAAGUAUACCUUAGAACCUUGAUGACGACACUAAAAUGCACAUUAGGUAAUGUUGCCUCUUUAAAAGAGGAUAAUUGGCAAGAAAAAGUAUACCUUAGAACCUUGAUGACGACACUAAAAUGCACAUUAGGUAAUGUUGCCUCUUUAAAAGAGGAUAAUUGGCAAGAAAAAGUAUACCUUAGAACCUUGAUGACGACACUAAAAUGCACAUUAAGGUGAAACGCUUAACACAUCUUGAGCCUUGCUUCAGGGUUUAGGUGCGCCUUUGACAACACUACAACAAACCAAAAAGCAACUUGUCAAAAAAUUGUAGGUUUUAUGGAGACAAAUUGGAUAGUGAGGAAGCUUAUCAGUGGAUCAACUGAUCAACAUACCUAGAUAUUAUUUCAAUCAUCAAUAUGGUGAGUUUAGUUAAAACUACUCUAAUACAAAGUAUGUAAUGAUAAGUCAGUUCUAGUCAUUCGACAUUUGUGUGCGGUGCACAAUCGACUAAGAAUAUAACACAAAAAAGAUGUUGCAAAAUUAUUUUAAUCAAUUCACUAAGAUUGGAUGGAAUAUUUUAAUCCAGUCACUAGAUUGAAUGGAAAUAGAGCAAGGAUAUUGAUAUUGAUAUUGGUGAUGAGUUGCAAAAAUUGGUAUAUCCUUUCCAAAGACGAACAUGACACCAUCAGAAGCCCACAAGGAGUUCAUCAAAUAUGGGUCCCCAUAGCUUUCCCAAGAACGUCAAUGAGUAUUUUUUAUACUCUGGUUCGAGCGAUCUUGUGGUUUCUCUGGGUGACAAGUAUUUUAUAAACUGUAUUUGCCUUGCUUUCUGUAGAUAAAUAGAGCCAUGCCAUGUUACAAACAUAAAUACCACAAAUUUAUGGUUCUUUUGGGUUUCCGAAAGAAUGUAACAUUUCAGGUUGUAUUUAUCUUUUAAAUUUUAAUAAAAAGGAUCUUUAGGGUCUGCUGAGAUGCUGAGAGAUCUUCCUUGUGAAAGGCUCAUGGAAAUUUCUUAAAGAAUACUAUCUUUAUUUAUGUUAUGUGCUUAGAGGUAUGUGUACUUAAAUAUGUUCACUAGGAAUCAUUUUGAAUUUUUCUUGUUGGCUAUUGGAACACCAGCUUUUGAGAAAUCAUUCCUGAUUAAUGGUCUUUUUUCUACUGUGAGUUACUUCUUUUGUUCCUCAUUUUUUUUAAAAGUUCCUGUGUAGCAUACUUCAAUAUUUCCUUAGAGUUCCAAAAAAAUUGCAAAGGUCUACAUGUUCUUUAGACAUUUUUAGACUGCUCAAAAGCAUUACACAACACUACCUUAUUUCAUUGUUGGGAACUCUUGUUUUAUGCAUUUGGUCUUUCCAAAGUAUUUGCACUACCGAGUAAAAGUCUGUGAAGUGCCCCUUUUUAUUUGAGUAACUUAAGAUUGGAGUUGGAACAACUUUCCGGGAGGAAAAAAAAAGAAAGGGAAAUAAAGGACAGCGGACACUGGACAGAAUCAUGAAGACAAGCAAAAUAAAUUAUGAUUUCAUGGAUUUUUACUUGACUUUUUUUGGAAGUUGUUGAUAUCUCAUGUUUCUUCCUUUUUUGCUGUAAGUGUGAUAGCUGACAUAAGUGGUGUUUGAGUCAUUGAGUUGUUAGUUACCUGUUUGUUAUGAUUGCUCCUUUAUUUUGCAA
Solanum tuberosum (potato) is the source of this 3950-nucleotide messenger RNA. RefSeq lists its product as uncharacterized. Lineage: Eukaryota; Viridiplantae; Streptophyta; Magnoliopsida; Solanales; Solanaceae. The coding region runs from base 76 to 558 and encodes 160 amino acids. The record is from RefSeq and is a predicted model, not a curated record. The transcript has 2 exons.